AUGUCAGCUCAAGACUACUACAGCGGUGGUGGCGGCGGCAGCGGCUACAACCAGCAACAGCAAGGAUAUGGACAGCAGCAGCAGGGCUACGGACAACAAGGUCACGGCCAACAGCAGGGCGGAUACCCUCAACAGCAACAGUACUCUCAAGGCGGUUCCAACUACGGUUCUGAUAACCGCGACCAGUCAUACGGCCAACACCAGGGUGGUCAAUACGGUGGAUCCAAUGCCUACCCCUCCGGUGGUGGUCCCGGUGGUCCCGGAGGCCCUGGUGGCCCCGGCGGUCCUGACGGCGAGCGAGGACUAGGCGCUUCCCUUGCCGGAGGUGGUGCCGCCGGAUGGGCAGCCCACUCCGCCGGUGGUGGUCUCCUCGGCACUCUAGCCAGUGCCGCCGCCGGAGCCAUCGGCGCCAACUUCCUCGAGCACAAGUUCAAGAAGCACAAGAAGGAGAAGAACAGAAAGAACCACCGAGACGGCCGUCCCCGUGCUUUCAGCGGUGACUCGACUAGCAGCAGUGACUCUGACUCUGGUGAUGACCGACGACGACGACGACGAAGCCGCAGCCGAGACAACCGCCGCAACGAUGACCUUGCUUAUGGCAAGUCUCAGUACGACAACUACGGUGGCUCUAGUCACCAUGGAGGCUCUCACCACGGUGGUGGCAGCUCUUAUGGUGGGCAGCAGGGAUAUGGCGGUAGCCAGGGUGGUUACGGUGGCCGAUACUAA
Messenger RNA from Fusarium coffeatum, 726 nucleotides. RefSeq lists its product as uncharacterized. The record is from RefSeq and is a predicted model, not a curated record. The coding region runs from base 1 to 726 and encodes 241 amino acids. Lineage: Eukaryota; Fungi; Ascomycota; Sordariomycetes; Hypocreales; Nectriaceae. The transcript has 2 exons.